Messenger RNA from Cylindrotheca closterium, 858 nucleotides. The record is from the annotation of a GenBank genome assembly. NCBI's taxonomy places the organism in Eukaryota, Bacillariophyta, Bacillariophyceae, Bacillariales, Bacillariaceae.
AUGAAUCUUUGUUGUAUUAUCCUACUGGGAACAAUAUGCAUCAGCUCUAGUUUCUUCACCUCUAAAUAUGAAAGGAGACGGUCAGCGGCUGCAGCUAUUUAUGCUCAAACGGUGAAGGGACCAGAUGCCGACACGAAACCAGAUUAUGAACAAAUACACGGCCCACUAGGAAAGACGCUUGAUCGAUUGUUCCUUACGAUAUUCCGCACUAGAAUGGCAGAACAAGUGGGUAUCGACUCAUCUCUACCCAAGGAUGACUACCAGGGGCUGAUGGAGCUCACAGGUGCAAUGAAUGCAAGAUUUAGUGAUCGGACGGAAGUGCAGAAAACUGCUCAAAACAUACUACGAUCAUUAUUUCCAAGCUGGCUUCCUCGCCAAUAUGCAUCUCUUUUCUCCCGCCCAUUCCCCCAGUUUUCUGCUCGGAUGAAUGCUUGGGCUACAAGAGUUGCAGGAACAUGGUUGAUGGGUGAAUGCGAACUGAAUGAUGUUGAAGUAGAUGGGAAGUUAUACAAAGACCAAGGACUCCUAGUCAAGAGAUGUCGCUUUCUGGAGGAGUCAGGGUGUGCUUCAGUUUGCGUCAAUGCGUGUAAAAUCCCAACCCAAAAUUUCUUCAUUGAAGAUAUGGGGCUGCCACUGACCAUGGUGCCGGAUUACGAAACAGGUGAAUGUCAGUUUAGUUUUGGGCGGAUGCCAACAGUAGAGGAGGAGAUGGAAGCGAAGGCUACUCCAUGCUUGUCAAGGUGUCCAACAGGUGGGAGUUUGAGACGAUGGCACGAUGGCAAUCGGGAAUCUGUCGAUCUUUCCCCGAUAUCGCUGAAUGAAACAAGCUCUGCUUGUCAAUUUAUGGAUGCAGCGUGA